GGUCCGUUUCUGGAAGAUGUUGAGGUUGUGGGGGAGCGGGUGGUGGUAGAGGAGGAGGAGGAGGAUUGGUCCCCCACCAGAUAUCACCACCAACAUCUUCGGCUUCUGCAGGAGAUGCCAAAACCCAACCUCCCGUUCCCGAAUUCAGACGUCGUGUCAGCUUCUGUGAUCAGUAGUCGUACGCGUUCCCUCAGGAUCAUGGAUUUGGAAAAGUGCUUUUGGAUAAAGACCAGGCUACAAUACACAAUACUGAUGAUUGUCUGGACGAUACUGCAGGCGGGGAGCGGAGUUCGAGCACACCUAGACAUGACCACGGCGGAAAUGGGGACCGGAGCGGGAGCGGAGGCAGUCGCCGUCACGGAACCCCUGACUGCUGCGGGGGGCACCGCGACGGGGGAGGAACAGACGUCGCCCCAGUUACUGCUCGAAACCUUCAAAUUGGAUCCUUCGGGGCCCACCGAUGAAGACCUCGGUCCCAGAGACCUCAACAACACUCAUGACCGGCUUUCACACGAUGGCAGUGAGCAGAGUUCGGUGGUGUUCGUGGGAGAUGGGUACGUGCCAGUUACCACCCAGCUCAGAUCAAGACCUAUAUCACAUACAGAGCCACAGCAUCACGAUUGGCGUUUACAGACCGUGGAAGGGUGGGACGCACGUCGUCAUGGAAACAAUAAAACGCGUGUGCAACAUAUCGAAGCUGAGUGCCAGGACGACUAUAUGAAGAUUCGUAUAGGCUUCAACGGAUCUUUCGGUGGUUUACUAUAUUCGUCAGGCUAUUCGUACGACCCGGACUGUGUGUACAUCAAUGGAACUGGACGGGAUUAUUACGAAUUCUAUAUCCAGCUCAAUCGAUGUGGUACACUCGGCAAAAACUCAAGACAAGAAGAUGCCAGGAAAAAUCCAGCAAAAAAUUUGAUGUGGAAUACUGUAACAGUUCAAUACAAUCCUUUAAUAGAGGAGGAGUGGGAUGAACACUUCAAAGUUACCUGCGAAUACGGUUAUGACUUUUGGAAAACAGUCACAUUUCCUUUCCUGGAUGUUGAGGUAGCAACUGGAAAUCCUGUAGUAUUCACACUGUCUCCUCCGGAAUGCUACAUGGAAAUUCGUUACGGUUAUGGAACAGCUGGGAAUCGAGUUGGUGGACCCGUCAGAGUUGGGGAUCCACUCACCUUGAUCAUCUACAUGCGCAGUAAAUACGAUGGAUUCGAUAUUGUGGUGAACGAUUGCUAUGCUCAUAACGGCGCUAACAAGAGGAUACAGUUGAUUGAUCAAUAUGGAUGUCCGGUUGAUGAUAAGCUGAUAAGUAGGUUCAGGGGUUCUUGGUCGGAGAGUGGUGUAUUUGAGACACAAGUGUUUGCCUAUAUGAAAACGUUCCGUUUCACAGGCUCGCCGGCGCUUUACAUUGAAUGUGAUGUUAGAAUGUGUCAUGGACGUUGUCCGAGUCAACCAUGCCACUGGAGAAAUGCGAAGAGUGUGCAAAAGAGAGCAAUCACUGAGAGUGUGACACCUUCCACAGUCCCUCUCUCUCAGAAUAUCAACCUCUUCCAAUCGCUUCGCGUUUUGCAGGAGGGUGAAGGUCCAGAGGAAGCUGCAUUGACCAAUGGAACAGAAGGAGACAGCAACGACCACCAUAACCCGUACUCUUACUGUAUGCGUAGCGGACUUCUAGCAGCUGUGGUUGCAUUUGGUUGCACGGUUCUCUGCGUGCUAAGUCUGGCGCUCACCAUAAUGUGCUACAGGGCUCGGCGAUUGACCAAAGCCGUCGAUGAGCCACACAUGAACACGCCACCUCCACGAUGCUUCCUCACACACAAGGGGCGCAUCAACUGACACAUCAACCGUGGUGCACAAGAACUGAACAAUGUGUCCAGACUCCAAACAAAACUGAUCAUUAAUAGGAAAGCAUUUAGACCAUAGUAUGAGAACCUGGUCUUUGAAGAGAAUAAU
This is a messenger RNA of Nilaparvata lugens (brown planthopper), 1947 nucleotides long. RefSeq lists its product as uncharacterized. Lineage: Eukaryota; Metazoa; Arthropoda; Insecta; Hemiptera; Delphacidae. The record is from RefSeq and is a predicted model, not a curated record. The coding region runs from base 115 to 1830 and encodes 571 amino acids. The transcript is spliced from 11 exons.